AAAGGAUCCAGGAUCAAGGAAGGGCCGCGAGUUGUUGAGUUGUCAAAAAAGGGAAAUGAAAGUAUGAGAUGAGUUAGUAUGAGUUAAUGGCCAGUCAACAUCCUUAAGCCCUUGUCAAUCGGAAGAAUGUGUCAGGACUAGACAAACACCCUCCCCCCGUAACAAACGUUCUGUAAAGCGUCUAAGGAAACCAUCUUGUGAACAUACCCUAUCGGCAUGGGGAGCUUCGUCGGCCAUGCUUAUCCGGGUUCUCUCUUCAUGGUUCUCGCCCUCUGGUGGACAGUGCAGAUGCUGCAGAGAUACUUCCGGUGCAAAAGGUUCGGGACAGAGUAUGUUGCUUGCGUCGCGCACAAAAGUCAAGCAUUACCCAGAGUUCCAAUAGAGCCCAUAUUCAAGAUGGCCGUCUGCACGUUUGGGAUCGUGGGUGAAAUCAUUCAAGGCCAUUACAAUGACGAAUUUGCUCCAAAAAACUGGCACCAUGCGACCAUGUUCGUGUUCUUUGGAUUUUCGGGACUGGUGGACAUGUUGGUGCAUUACGGUUUCCGAUUUCCGAAAAAUGUGGAUUAUUCCCUUCUCAUCCUGUCCAUUGGGGUAGAAGGGUUUCUAUUCUUCUGGCACGUGCAUGGACGAGAGCCUGUCGACGUGUUUUUGCACAAAUUGUUAGUCUUUGCCAUUUUCAUGGCAUUCUGUGCUGCUUUUGCCGAGAUGUGUUUACCUUACAGCAUCACCGCCUCGCUAGCUCGGCCCUUUUUCUUCUUCCUGAAGGGAACGUGGUUCUGGCAGAUUGGAUUUACUCUGUACGGCCCAUUUCCGGUUGCGGCAGGAGACGACCAUGUUCAAAUGAUGAUAGCCGUCUAUUUUACCUGGCACGUUGCCAUCAUCACGCUAUUCAUGUUUGGGUUGGGAAUUUUAAUUUCGUCCCUGCAAAGUCAGAAAGGCGGGUACACAAGAGUGGCACUAUCUAACUCUUGUAAUGAAGAAAAGAUCGGACUUAUGGAAAAAGAAAGCCCAUCUGUGAACAAUAAUGCGGAAGUGUUAUGAAUUCAAUCUUAGUGCAUGUACUAACAUAUCCAUGUUUGUUCGGAAGUACAUAUAAUUUUAUCUUCAAGGGACAAAGAUAGAAUUUAAUUUUUAUAACUUUUAUAGAAAUAUUGCUCUCGGUCGUAUUUUUUAUAAACUAAAUGUACAUAUACUAUGUACUUAAUACAUGUGCAUUUUAUUAAUUCGCUCCAUCGCAUUUAUGCACUGCAUUUUCCUUAUAACAACGGAUGUUUUACGUGUCAGAUGUAUGAAAAAAGAUUUAUCAUGAUAUCCCCACAAUCCACAUAUCAAUGAAAAACGUGUCUUUUCUUUUUUUAAUGAUAUUAUAUAUCUUGCGGAGCGUCUUUGUAAAAUUAUUGAAUAUUACGUGGUUAUUUUCGUCUCUUAAUUUUGCUCUUGUUCAAAUAUUGCUAAAAAGAAGUAUGGUGCACUUUUCAAUAUAAGCACCGUUUACAAUUUGUGUAUUGUAAAUGAUGGCGAAUGGGAUGAAAAUUAAACGGGGACAAAAAACAUCCCAUGUAAAUGGUACUUAAAAUUUGUAUAAAUGUUUUGUCUGUACUUGAUCGAGUUAGUUUGGGGUACUUUUCUGUAUUUUUUCCUUAAUUUUGUACUUUGUUACAUUUUGACAUGAAUUGUCCAUAAACUAUAUGUUCCUAUUUCUGAAUUAAUUAAGCCUUUUUUUUAUUAACAUGCACACACAAAUUGCUUUGCUGAGAUCAACUCUACAUUAACUAUCCUUGCUAGAACAUCGCAUCAAAUACUUGUAUAUCAAGUGUUACAGUCUGCAUAAAAAUGCCAUUCACAUGUUUUUACAA
Magallana angulata is the source of this 1856-nucleotide messenger RNA. Its product is annotated as transmembrane protein 45B-like. The coding region runs from base 217 to 1041 and encodes 274 amino acids. The transcript has 2 exons. The record is from RefSeq and is a predicted model, not a curated record. Lineage: Eukaryota; Metazoa; Mollusca; Bivalvia; Ostreida; Ostreidae.